UUUCCACAGGUCAACAACAGUCCAUUUAAAACCAAUGGAGCGUGUAUGACACAUCAAUACGAUGUAGCAGUUGGAGACAGUAAAAACGAGUUUACUUUUCACACAGAGCUGAUAAAAGUGAGACACAUUCAAAGAGUUGCACCUUUAGAUGGGUGUGGAGACACUCAGGAUCUGCCUACAAAAGCACCGCGGCUUCUUACCUACUUGUAUACAGUUGCAUGAGUAAACCAACGCCACGAUGCUGACUUCUAUCCAGCUGAUGAUUUUGCUUUUUUGGACGAGCAUUAGCUCAGCUGAUGCAGAGAAACUUUUCCAUAAUCGGGAUCAUUCUGAUGUGCAGACCCCUGAUUCUCACCAAGCUGAGGUUAUAACAGACAAGUACACAGCAGAGUUAUUUCUCUCUAGAUACGGAUUCAUUAAGCCAGUGAACUGGGACGAGAUCCAGUUUGAAGAUUCAGACACCCCUUUUACUGAUGACUUCCUGGAUGGCCUUGAAGACACGAUCCAGGAAGGAACCUCGGUGCAUCACUCAAGGGAUGCUGGUGAUCAAGGUGAUCGCAACAGUCUAACUGAGAGCGAAGCGUUUAUUUCAGCACUUAAAGAGUUUCAGAGGGUAUCGGGCCUGCCUGCCACAGGGGUGUUUGACGAGGCCACUAAACAGGCAAUGAACAAACCAAGGUGUGGAGUCCCCGACAAGGAGAUUGACCUGGGCAACCCUGUAGAACCUGAGAACAACGCUGCCUCAGAUACUGAAAACAGUUCCAGUGACACUUUUAAUGAGACUGAAAGUAAUAACACAGCCAGUAAUAUAACCAGUGAUACUUCUUUUGGUAGUCUUAACUCCUUUGAAGAUGACUUAUUCAAUGGAAAUGACACAGAAAGUAUUCUUACAGGCAUUUCUAAUGACACUAGCAUGAAUUACACAGACUUCUAUGAUCCCAUUUUAAAUAAUACUUAUUCAAAUAGCUCACAUUACAUCACCAUGGAUGGUCAAGUGGUAAAUAUCAGCGUGAGCACCCAUCAGAGCGAAGCAGUGCGACGCAGGAAACGUCACCUCGCCGCACUUGUGUCCAAAAGCAGACGCAAGAGAGAUUUGAGUGAAACGGGCUACAUGGCCUUCUCUAAGAAGAUGUUAAAAUGGAGGCUGAUAGGAGAAGGUUACAGCAGCCAGCUGUCCAUAGAAGACCAGAGGUACAUCUUCAGACUGGCCUUCAGGAUGUGGAGCGAGGUGUCUCCGCUGGAGUUUGUGGAGGAUACACGUUCCCCGCUGGAGGAUGUUGAUAUCAGGCUGGGCUUUGGCACAGGAAGGCAUCUGGGCUGCAAUCAGAGGUUUGAUGGCACUGGUCAAGAAUUCGCCCACGCCUGGUUCCUGGGUGAUAUACACUUUGAUGACGAUGAACAUUUCACUGCUCCCAAUGCUGGCAGUGGGAUCAGCCUUCUCAAAGUAGCAGUUCAUGAGAUCGGCCACGUUUUGGGUCUACCCCACAUCUACAGAGCUGGCUCUAUAAUGCAGCCGAGCUAUCUGCCCCAGGAGACAGGCUUUGAGAUGGACUGGAUGGACAGGAAGGCCAUACAGCACCUCUAUGGGGCCUGUAAGGGUCGAUUCAACACAGCAUUUGAUUGGAUCAGGAAGGAGAGGACGCCCUACGGGGAGGUUGUCAUCCGCUUUAACACCUAUUUCAUGAGAGACGGAUGGUACUGGCUAUAUGAGAACAGACACAACCGGACACGCUUUGGGGAUCCAGUUGCACUGCAGGCUGGCUGGCGUGGGAUUCCCAUGGAUGGAGUGGAUGCCUAUGUGCAUGUGUGGUCCAGAAAAAGAGAUGCUGUGUACUUCUUUAAAGGUACUCAGUUCUGGAGGUAUGACACUGAGAAUGACCAGGCAUAUAGACAGGACCCUGAAGGUCACCACUAUCCAAGGUUAAUCUCUGAAGGUUUCCCAGGAGUGUUCAGUCCCAUUGACACAGCCUUUUAUGACAGGAGGGACUCUCGCAUCUACUUCUUCAGAGGCACUCUUGUGUAUGCAUUCGACGUGGAAGCCAACAGCUUGGCAAGAGGCUUCCCCAAAAACAUCAGAGAUGUUUUCCCUCCAGUGGUGAGCGGGGACCAUCCAGAUGGCAACAUCGACGCUGCCUACUUCUCCUACACCCACAGUGCCAUCUUUCUACUCAAGGGCACACACUUCUGGCAGGUGGUGGGCAGCCGCGAACGCUGGCGCCGGCCCUUUCUGCCGCAAAAUGGCCUGCUGCCACACAAGGAGGUGGAUCAACACUGGUUUGACAUCUGCAACGUUCAUCCCACUGCACUCAAACUAACUCGCUGAGUUUGCUGAAGCAGGGACUCAUUAAACCGUACUGAUGUGUACUGAUGGGGUCUACUGAUUCACCUGUUAUAUGUUUACGUGUUGUCAUAUGUGUGUAGCAUCCAUUGUCUAACUUUUUUAAUGUUUAUAAUUUAAGAUCUUAAAGACAAAAACAACUGAAUAUUUUUGUUGGCUUACUUUUUAAUGAGGUGUGUUAUUAAUAUAUCAGCUGCUCUGUCUGUCUCUCACUUAGAGGUGCCAAAUGCAUACUGGCAUGAAAACAAUCCCAAAGGACCCUCUAUGAUUAAGAUAUUUAGAGAGUCAGGGAGAAUAUACUUAUUUAUAGAUAGUUCACUCAUGCUUUAUACAGACACCUCAUUUUACUUACACUGUGGAGAAAAUGCUAUCAAAUGGCACACUUACAAAGAAAAGGGGAUGUUUAUGCAAAAACAGGAAAUAAUUUCAGACCUCUCAAUCUCCCAGUUGCCAGAAGAAAAUGUUGGCAUUGUAUGUUUCUGGAAAUCACAAAUGUGUUUCAUUGGCAUGCCCCAUACAUAUUAUAUCUAAAAUGUUUCUAAAAUGAUGUAUAUAAAAGCUGACUUUGUCAUCAAGAGGUGGAAGGGAUGGUGGAUGGUGUGUCACCGAAGUCAGAUGCCUGCCAAGCUGAAGACCACUGCAGGCCACCAUUCGAGACCAACAAACAACAAAACCAGUAGUUUUUAGCGAGUCAUUGCUGUGUUUCCAGAAGUUUUCAGCCCCCAAAUGUGGUUGUUUUUAGUAUCUAGUGUUUCCAGCUGCUUUUUAGGCACCAAGUGUGGGUGUUUUUAAGAGACCUGUGAGUAUGUUUCAGUGGAUUUUGAGACACAAAUGUAGGUGUUUUUUAGAGACCUGUGAGUGUGUUUCCAGCUGCUAUUUAUGCACAAAUGUGGGUGUUUUUUAGAGACCUGUGAGUGCAUUUCCAGAGGUUUUUUAGGCAUCAAAUGUGGGUGUGUAUUAGAGAUCUGUGACUGUGUUUCCAGGGGGCUUUUUAAGCACCAAACAUGGGUGUUUAGGAGACCUGUGGCUGUGUUUCCAGCAGCUUUUAAGGCAGCAAAUGUGGGUGCUUUUUAGACACCCGUGAGUGUGUUUCCAGCUGCUUUUUAGGCACUAAAUCUGAGUAUUUGUUAGAGACCUGUGAGUGUGUUUCCAGGGGCUUUUUUGGCACCAAAUGUGGGUGUGUUUUAGAGACGUGAGUGUUUCCAGCAGCUUUUUAGACACCAAAUUUGGGUGUUUUUUUUUUAGAGACCUUUGAGUGUGUUUCCAGGGGCUUUUUAGGCACCAAAUGUGGGCGUUUUUCCUGCAUCUUUAAGCCCCCAAACGGGUGAAUUUUUAGUGAUCUGUGGCUUUUUUUGGAUCGUCUUUUUAGGCAACGAACAUGGGUGUCUUUCAGCAACCUGUCCCUGUUUUUCCAGCGGAUAUAGUACCAAAGAUAGUAGUUGUUUUUUUACUAAGAUAUUACUGCAUUUCCUGCCAGCAUAUUGGCCACACGAAAAGUCAUCACAAGACAUCACAAUGUUUCCACUGUGGUUGUGCUCCUAAUACCUGUUUUUUUUUUAAGCCAAAACAUGAUAUUUUCAGAACAAUAACCAUUUUUUUUGUGCCUAAACCUAACUACGUGUUAACCACAGUGUUAUUGAUACAUAAAGUUUUAAUUUAUCUGCUACACAAUAACAUGCCAAUGUUAGAUAUCGGUGAUUUGCAGAAAUGCACAAUGCCAACAUUUUUUCUUGUGAUUGGGUUAACACAAUAUAUAUAUAUAUAUAUAUAUAUAUUGAGAGCUACGGAGUGACAUCUUAUGUACGAUAUAUUGGACCUAUAUUAGUUCAAGAAAGAUGCAUAAAAGUAUCUGUACUACGAUGCGUGUAUAAAAAUGGAGAUUUAUUCAUAAUACUGAGAGUGGUUUCUGGGUAAACUCACAGAUUGAAAUGUGUGUUUAAAAAAAAUGUUAUAUUGAUUUGAAAUGUAUAUCAUCAUCAUAACCAUCAUCAUCAUCAUCAUCAUCAUCAUCAUUAUCAUCACCAUAAUUAUCAUCAUUAACAUUCAUCCAGAUUCCUCUGAGUGUUUCUUGUUUGCGCUUUGUUGCUGGGAGGGAUACAAAAUUACAACCAGAUCCAGUUGUUGCCCUGUGAUGAUGGAUGUGUAGAUUCACUUGGUCCCAUGGCCUCUUGUUAGCUUGACUGUCUGACAGCACAUCUGCACUGGAUGUAUGAAAUCACACUUCCCUCUAAAUCGCUUGCAGAAACUCUAAUCUAUAGCUGCCUGCAGGCAGGAAAGAAUAUCAUGUCAAGUCAAGUCAAGUCAGUUUCAGCCCAAUAUAAGAAAUCACAAGUUUGCCUCAAGGGGCUGGAAACCAUGAUUUUCCUUCUGCAAAAAUCCCUUCAAUGCUCUGUGGUGAUUCAUCCCAUGCAGUGCUUGUGGGCUGACCUGCAAGAAAACAACAUACGCUUUAUCAAUAAAAACCUGGAGGU
This is a messenger RNA of Epinephelus fuscoguttatus (brown-marbled grouper), 4809 nucleotides long. RefSeq names its product matrix metallopeptidase 21 (gene mmp21). The record is from RefSeq and is a predicted model, not a curated record. Gene Ontology annotation, cellular component: extracellular matrix. The coding region runs from base 239 to 2323 and encodes 694 amino acids. Gene Ontology annotation, biological process: proteolysis; extracellular matrix organization; collagen catabolic process. Gene Ontology annotation, molecular function: metalloendopeptidase activity; zinc ion binding. NCBI's taxonomy places the organism in Eukaryota, Metazoa, Chordata, Actinopteri, Perciformes, Serranidae. The transcript has 7 exons.